This is a messenger RNA of Scatophagus argus, 3144 nucleotides long. RefSeq names its product TNF receptor-associated factor 3 (gene traf3). Gene Ontology annotation, molecular function: tumor necrosis factor receptor binding; zinc ion binding. The record is from RefSeq and is a predicted model, not a curated record. NCBI's taxonomy places the organism in Eukaryota, Metazoa, Chordata, Actinopteri, Scatophagidae. Gene Ontology annotation, cellular component: plasma membrane signaling receptor complex. Bases 465 to 2252 code for a protein of 595 amino acids. Gene Ontology annotation, biological process: regulation of canonical NF-kappaB signal transduction; protein K63-linked ubiquitination; innate immune response. The transcript is spliced from 15 exons.
CAAACAGCGCCCCCCGACGGCGGGCUGUCUCUCCGGGCAGCUGGGGGAUUUCCUGGGCGGAAGCAGCGGAGGGGGUUUCCAGUGUGAUCAGCCCUGUCCUCCCCGUUGGAUCUCUCAACUGGAUCCCAGCGACUUCUCUGUCACACAGGACCGACAGAAGCCGGAGAGCCCGCAGAACCCUGAACGUGUAUCCGGAUCAUGAAGAGUCCGCCUGAGGCCCGGAGGCUUCGAGGCAGCGGUAGCGGCAGGUUGACGGUUUGAACCCCGGAGAGCGUCCACAGAGCCGAGAAGCUGCUGAGCUGCGCUGUGGCCUGCGGAGGAGAUUCAUGUAAGUCACGGAGACAGAAGAACCUCAGCAGAACCUCAGCAGAAGCUGACAGGAACGAGUAGAAACGGAGAACUCACAACCGGACAGAAAGACAGGUGGAGAAAAACAGCUGGAGAUAGACAGACAGACAGAGGUCAUGUCAGCGGGGAGGAGUGCUGACGGGAGGGAGGUGCAGAUUCCCCUCCAGCAGGUGGCGCCCUCCCUGGCCACGCCCCUCUCAGUGGUCCCACCAAUCACAUCAUCCUCUCACCGCCCAGCCAAUCCCCGGCCUCCUAGUGACUCCACUACUUCACAAGGUAUCCCUGCAGGUUUUCUGCCUCUUCACGGAGGAUUCAGAGAUCACUUUGUAGAAACUCCAGAAGCUAAAUACUGCUGUGAGGCCUGCAGGCUGGUCCUGUGUCAACCUCGACAAACUGAAUGUGGACAUCGCUUCUGUCAAAGCUGCAUCAACGACCUCCUCAGUCAUCCUAACCCGGUAUGUCCAGCUGACAAGGAGCCUCUGUUCAUAGACAAGAUAUUCAGAGACGUUUGCUGCCAUCGGGAGAUCAUGGCACUGAAAGUUUACUGUCGCAGUGAAGCUAAUGGCUGCCAGGAACAGAUGAGUCUGCAGCAGAUACCUGACCACCUGAAUGUGUGUCCGUUCUUUGAGGUUCCUUGUCCUUUGGGUAAAUGUAAAGAGCGGAUGAUGAGGAAAGAGAUUCCUGACCACCUGAGCUGGAAAUGUAAACACAGAGAGACCAGCUGCGAGUACUGCAUGACCAAGAUGCCUCUGACUGACCUUCAGAAACACAAAGAGACGGUGUGUCCAGCGUUCCCAGUGUCGUGUCCAAACCACUGCUCCUUCUCCUCCUUGCCUCGCAGUGAGCUGUCCACUCAUCAACAUGACUGUCCGAAAGCGCAGGUGAGCUGUCAGUUCCACCGCUACGGCUGCUCCUUCAAGGGUUUGAAUCAGGACAUGAGACAGCAUGAGUCUAGCUUUGCAGCUGAACACCUGAGAAUGAUGGCUAACAGAAACUCCACGUUAGAGAACAAGGUGGAGGAUGUUAAAGGUGAGCUGUUAGAGAGGUACAAGGUGCUUCCUGCUCUCAGCAGUCGUCUGUCUGAACUGGAGAACCAAAAUGACGAGCUGAGAGAGAAGAAUCGACAGAUGGAGCAGAAACUGGCCACCAUUCAGAAACUAAUGAGCUCUCACUCGGAGAAACUCCUGGAGGUGGAGUUGGAGCUUCGUUCUCUCCGUCUGCUGAGAGGUGAGGUGGAGAACCUGAGGGAAACGCUGGAGAAUGUCCGGACAAGGCUGAACGCUCUGGAACAAGGGGGACGCAGCGGGUCCGGAUCCACAACACAUACUCUGGCAUCCCUGGAGACUCAGAUGAAUCAACACGACGGUAUGCUGAGUGUCCACGACAUCCGAUUGGCCGACAUGGACCUGCGUUUCCAGGUGCUGGAGACGGCCAGUUACAAUGGGACUUUGAUCUGGAAGAUUCGUGACUACAAGAGACGGAAACAGGAAGCGGUGGCAGCCAAGACGCUGUCGCUGUACUCCCAGCCAUUUUACACAGGAUACUUUGGGUACAAGAUGUGCGCUCGUGUCUACCUGAAUGGAGAUGGCAUGGGCAAGGGGACGCACCUGUCGCUGUUCUUUGUGGUGAUGAGGGGCGAGUACGACGCCCUGCUGCCUUGGCCCUUCAAACAGAAGGUGACUCUGAUGCUGAUGGACCAGGGUCCGUCGAGGAAACACUUGGGUGAUGCCUUCAAGCCUGAUCCGAACAGCAGCAGCUUCAGGCGUCCUGCAGCAGAAAUGAACAUCGCCUCCGGAUGUCCCCUCUUUGUGUCUCAGAGCAUCCUGGAGACGGGCAGCUACAUUAAAGAUGACACCAUCUUCAUCAAGGUUACCGUGGAUACCUCUGACCUCCCUGACCCGUGAGCUUGUGACCCCUCGACCUCUGACCUUGCUGGUCUGUGAUCGGCUCACCUGUUAAUGCCCAGUAGAGCAAAGGAAGGAUCAGUGACAGAGGAGGAGGCUCGUCUACCUGAGAGCGAUGCAAACAGAAGAGAAGAAGAGUCAGACAGGAAGCAGCCAAUCAGAGUGAACUUUAAAGAGACAGAGACUGGAGGGCGGGUCUUCAUCUGUUUGGCUGAUGGACUACAGAACAGUGCGUGUGUGUGUGCGUGCGAGGUGGGGAGUGUGUGUGAAUGGAACAGUGUUACCAUGACAUCACCAUAGUGAUAUCACUCAGAGCCAACAUGGCUGCCGCAGCGAGAACAUUGUUGCUGCUCAUUAUUGAUGCCAUGCAUCAAGCUUUACUUCCUGUUUAUUUCCUGUUUACCAAGGCAUGCUGUUAAAUCCACUGCAGUCACAGAGGAUCUCAGAAAACCAGUGCAGACCUGUUAGUCAGAGUGCAGACCUGUACCUUGUUAUUCUAAUCUAACUAGCAUCAUUUGGUCUCAUCUCCUGUUUCCAGGUUAGGAUUUUAUGAUUGCAGGUAAAUUAUUUAAAAUCUUCUCAAUUUACUUGAUUGUUAAACUACACUUAAUGUUUCAACUCUAUUUCAUUUUCUUCAUUUGUGUCAGGUCAGAUAUCAGUUACAGUUUCACCUCUCAGUUAGGAGGAAAUUAAGAGACCUCAUCCAGUGACUUGGAUCUUAUGACAGCAGUGGAAACCAGGGGAGUCCCGGUGCAGGUUUCCAGUCAGUCUGCUGGAUUUCCUCUGUGGCUUCUGGCUUUUUCAGUGUGGACAGAAUUCAUCUGACUCAUUUGAUUCAUUUGCACAGUUUGAAAGUUGAAAGUGUGAAAAUAAAAUAUAAAACCACAAAUAA